AUGAAGCUUAUGACCUUAUCCGGUGGUCUCUUAGACCAGGUACAAUGUCCAGUCUUUGUGGGCGACGCGGAGGCUGAUCUCUACGUUGCUGCGGCUCAGUCCCCUCUUGGGGCAGUGGCCUCGGACAAGAGGGCGACGUAUAAGCAUUUUACGAAGGCUGAACCUGCUGAUGCUCAUUGCAAUCUUGGUGCCAUGGCUUUCCAGAACCAGGUCUUGUUCAAGUGGUUGGACCAGCAGAUCAAUCUGCCAAAAUGA
Messenger RNA from Exophiala mesophila, 255 nucleotides. RefSeq lists its product as uncharacterized. The coding region runs from base 1 to 255 and encodes 84 amino acids. The transcript has a single exon. Lineage: Eukaryota; Fungi; Ascomycota; Eurotiomycetes; Chaetothyriales; Herpotrichiellaceae. The record is from RefSeq and is a predicted model, not a curated record.